UAUGUGUCCAUAAAUCAUCUAUAACCAUGUUCCUUAUCUCUAUCAUAAGCACUAUUAUAUUAAUAAACUAUUCUUCAGCUAAUGAAAUAUUGGAUCUCAAUUUACCUAGUGAACAUAUACCACAAUAUUUUUUUAAUUUCCCUAACAUAAGAAAGGAAUGUGAAGACUCUUCUGAUUGUCCAUAUAAAGAGUUUAUAAAUGUUACAUCUUGUUGGGGCUAUGAGUUUGGAUGUACAGAUCAAAAUGUAUUAUCUAAACCAUCCUGUCCAGGAGACCACAGGGGUUGGGUGAAAGAUAAAAAGACUCAAAUUGAAACCUUUAGGUACCAAGGAGAUUUUGGAUAUGUAAAGGAGCAGCGAGAUGAGUUAAAAGUGAUAUGUGCUCCCACUUUUGCUCAUGAUUCAUCCUUAGAAUGUUCUCAAUAUCUGAGAUUUUGCAGAGCUCGAAAUGUUAUAGUAGAUUUUUCAUCAUUAAUUAAAAGAAAAGAACCAGUGAGGUACCACAUGGAUGUACUGAGUGAAGGCCAAAUUGGUGGUCAUUGCGAUUUUAAUUAUUCACUUCUUAUGGAAAAUUUAGAACAUCACAGUCCUCUUCAAUCAUGGGCACCAGAACUAAAAAACUUUAGAAGGGUUGAAAGUGUUCCUGGGCUUGGUGACAUGUGCGAUGUUUACAUUGAUAAACCAACAUUUUUCAUGAAGAUUGAUGCAACUGUCAACAUGUACCACCACUUCUGUGAUUUUGUGAAUUUGUAUAUUUCACUUCAUGUUAAUAGUUCUCACCCACAAGCAUUUUCUUCCGAUGUUCAUAUUUUAAUUUGGGAGACAUAUCCUUAUAGUUCACAGUUUGAACCAGUUUUUAAAGCAUUCUCAAAGCAUCCUAUAUGGGAUUUGAAUAAAUUUCAAGGAAAAAAAGUAUGCUUUCGAAAUCUAGUUUUACCAUUACUACCUCGAAUGAUAUAUGGUUUAUAUUACAAUACUCCACUUAUUCAAGGUUGUGAAAAAAGUGCUAUGUUUGAAGCUUUUAGCAAGUUUAUUUUACAUAGACUUAAUAUUUCAAAAUUCAGUGAGCAAAAUUCAUUGCCUUUUAUAGAAAGUGAGCCUGAGAUCACAUAUAAUAAUAAAGAAAUCAAAAAUAAAACUAUUAACUUAAAGAGAUUUGAAGAAAAUUAUGAUCAAAAUUCGAAACUAAGAAUAACUCUGCUUUCAAGAGAGACUAAAUAUCGUAGAAUUUUGAAUGAGGAUGAGUUACUGACUGAAUUAAAAAAAGAUGGUAGAUAUAUAGUAAACAGAGUUGUAUUUAACCGAGUUGUAACAUUUUCUACUCAGCUAUCAUACAUCAUAGAAACUGAUAUUCUAAUUGGAAUGCAUGGUGCUGGUUUAACACAUAUGCUGUUUUUGCCACAAACAUCGGCUGUAUUUGAAUUAUAUAAUUGUGAAGACAUAGCUUGUUAUAGAGAUUUGGCAAGAUUAAAAGGCAUAAAAUAUAUCACUUGGGAAGAUCCAGAACUAGUCUACAAAGAGGAUGAGGGUCAUCAUCCUGAUGGAGGCGCUCAUCCAAAGUUCACUAAUUAUUCAUUUGAUGUUGAAGAAUUUAUAAGAUUAGUAUCAGUAGCUGCCAAUCAUGUAUUUGAGAAAAAGAAAGUUAAGGGAUUUGAGGAAAUUAUGAUAGAAAAAAAUUUAUUGAGGCAUAUUGAGUUGUAGUACUAUUGGCAUUAUUUUUUGCUAACUUAUUAAGUAAUUUCUUUUACCAUAGAUCUUUAGGUAAAUUAAUUUACAAAAUAAUAAACUAAAGGUUUUUGGUUUCAUCUUAUUUAUUAAUACAUUUUAGU
Molecule: messenger RNA, 1828 nt
Organism: Ctenocephalides felis (cat flea)
Lineage: Eukaryota; Metazoa; Arthropoda; Insecta; Siphonaptera; Pulicidae
Gene: Eogt
Product: EGF domain-specific O-linked N-acetylglucosamine transferase
Exons: 8
Coding region: 27-1700 (557 amino acids)
Cellular component (GO): endoplasmic reticulum lumen
Molecular function (GO): protein N-acetylglucosaminyltransferase activity
Source: RefSeq, a predicted model, not a curated record